AUGCUGGUAAAAUUAAGAAAUAUAACCUAUAUAGCUAUACUAAAAGUGGACUGCAAACCCAAAGGUGAUCAGAAGUAAACUAAGCGUUGUAUUGCCGUGUUGAUCAAUUUAAAUACAGUUACUACAUAAUUUGUAUACUGUUUCUAAAAAAAAUUUUCAAUAUCAAUUUCAUUCGUAGAAGAAAUUCAUCAAAAUGUAAAUAUUUACACAGUAUAUUUUAUACAGUAUUUUCUAUCACAUUAAUUUUCGCAUUUAUAUCAAAACUUAACCUUACUCUUUUACAUAAAUUUUACAUGAUGCCUAUGAUUUUUAAAUUUCUAUCGAUAUUUAAAUUUUAUUCUAACAAAAAACUAUUUUUAGGUCUUCUUUAACUAAGCCAAAGUCUGAAAUGACUCCUGAGGAAUUAGCAAAACGAGAAGAAGAAGAAUUUAACACUGGGCCACUUUCAGUAUUAACUCAAUCUGUGAAAAAUAAUACGCAAGUUUUAAUUAAUUGCAGAAAUAACAAAAAAUUAUUAGGAAGAGUAAAAGCAUUUGAUAGACAUUGUAACAUGGUUUUAGAAAAUGUGAAAGAAAUGUGGACUGAACUUCCACGUACUGGAAAAGGAAAAAAGAAGGCAAAGCCAGUAAAUAAAGACAGAUUUAUCUCAAAAAUGUUUUUGAGAGGAGAUUCUGUCAUUUUGGUUCUACGAAAUCCUUUAGCAACAGCAUCAGGAAAAUAA
Molecule: messenger RNA, 721 nt
Organism: Heterotrigona itama
Lineage: Eukaryota; Metazoa; Arthropoda; Insecta; Hymenoptera; Apidae
Source: the annotation of a GenBank genome assembly